ACAUCAAACAAACAUUGCUUACUCAGCUGUUUAUCAUAAUAGUGUCAGUGGCUAUUUUUUUGUAUAUCUAGAAUUUUUAUCAAGGAAUACAUUCCAGUUUAUGAAUAUAAUACAUAAUCUAAACAAAGUGAUGGCAUCAGCAGUAUCUGAUAAAGUUAAAGAGAAAAGAAAUCGGAUUCUCUUGGGACCUCUUCCUGAAGAUUUCCUCCGUGUUAAUAUGUCUGCCCAAGAGCAGCAAGAGGCUGCCGAUAGGCAAGCAGCCCUAGCACUUCAACAGCAGUAUGCUGGAGGGGCAGCAUCAUAUUUAGCUACUAUCCCAGGUCGGCUUAGCAUUACAGUGGCCCAAGCAAAACUUGCUAAGAACUACGGUAUGACUAGAAUGGAUCCAUAUUGUAGACUUAGGGUUGGACACUGUGUUUACGAAACCCCUACAGACCCUAAUGGAGGCAAAAAUCCUAGAUGGAAUAAAGUCGUAUAUUGUGUGCUUCCUCAAGGCAUUAACACCAUAACACUAGAAAUAUUUGACGAGAGGUCUUUUACAAUGGACGAACUGAUUGCGUGGACUCAGAUAGUUAUUCCACAACAGGUGAUGUCAGGAGAAACACACGAGGAGUGGUAUCCACUUAACGGCAAACAGGGUGAAGGUUUGGAAGGCAUGAUCAAUCUCGUUUUAAGUUAUUCUGCAUCUCCUCCAUAUCUUUAUGCACCAAAUCCCAUUAUGGUUGUUCCUAGAACUGGAGGCACUUCUAUAAAACCCUUCAAAGUGUAUACCACUACUACCAAUGCCCCUGCUCCAUCACCUGUGCCAGUACUUAGUGAAUCUGAGUUGAUACAGAUAGAAGAAAUGUUUCCGAACAUUGAGAAGGAAGUUAUCAAGACUGUGUUCGAAGCUAACAGAGGAAAUAAAGAGAGUACGAUCAACUCUCUACUCCAAAUGGCCGACUAAAUUAUAAGAAUGGUACUUUUUCUGUUUGUUUUUUUAUCGUUUAUCGCCUAGACUUAGCAUUUAUAUUAAAAAAAUGUUUUAUAUUGAGAAUAUUCUACUAUUUACUUAUGCUUAAUAGGAGAGUUUCUAGUCAAAAUGGUUUGUAAAUAUAUAAUUUUCUAAGUUACUUUGAAUAUAUUGGGAGAAAGUAAAUUUCCUACUGCUCAUUUUGUGCCAUAAAAAUUUGUGUUAAAAUUUACAAGUUUUUUAUAAUUGAAAAGUGUAAAUUUGUUUAUGGCUAGAAAUAAAUCAAGAACUAUAAAUUUGAUCAGUUUAA
Anoplophora glabripennis (Asian longhorned beetle) is the source of this 1262-nucleotide messenger RNA. RefSeq names its product toll-interacting protein. The transcript is spliced from 5 exons. Gene Ontology annotation, molecular function: ubiquitin binding; ubiquitin conjugating enzyme binding. Gene Ontology annotation, cellular component: cytoplasm. The record is from RefSeq and is a predicted model, not a curated record. Gene Ontology annotation, biological process: ubiquitin-dependent protein catabolic process. The coding region runs from base 101 to 946 and encodes 281 amino acids. NCBI's taxonomy places the organism in Eukaryota, Metazoa, Arthropoda, Insecta, Coleoptera, Cerambycidae.